GCUGCGCAUUCGUCGCGGCGCCCGCGCCGCGCAUCCCUUACCGCCAGACCACACAGCUUGCAGACAGCAUGCUCUGGCAAGCGGGCGCGUGGUUGGUACUGCUGCUGCUUGCGGGGGCGGCAGCCAAGGAAGUGACCGGCAUGGAAAUGACAGGCAAGGAAGUGACAGAUAAGGAGCUAGACGUCCACGACGUGCCGCAGGCGCAGGACCCCGACACUGACAACUAUGACGACUACAACCCCUUCGGGGAGGAUGAGAAUGCUCUGAUAGCUGAACGAGACUUCAGAGGAUCUGUAACGACAAGUAAUCCUGGGAUAAGGCGACCUCCGUCCUUACCGACGGCGACGAUCCUACCGCAAACACCAAAAUGCGUGGACAUUGGGCGGGCGUGGUUCGAGGGCGAGACGUGGAAGCGAGACAACUGCACGCUCUGCCAGUGUUACGGGGGCCGCAUCAACUGCUCCGUACUGCCUGCUUGUCUCCAAGCUCCAGCCACCGGUAGACCGUCAUACAACGUGAAUGCGGCAGCAACCACCCCAGUGCGGGGAGUUCCUGGUCACCCUGGGGAGGAGGGCCCUUCAGGUCCCCCGGGGGCCCCCGGGGUCAACGGAGUUCCUGGUGCGCCGGGGAUGCCCGGAGCCACUGGACCUAUGCCUGAUGUAAAUGCAUACUUGGCUCAACUCGCGGCGUCAUCAGGCGGUGGCGACAAGGGACCAGCCUUCGACCCCUACCAGUACAUGCAGGCUUCUGUUGGUGCCCCGGGAAUUAGAGGAGUACAAGGUCCACAAGGCCCGCCCGGUCCACAAGGUUUCCAAGGUCCCCGCGGAGAGCCCGGCGAGCCCGGUCUCCCCGGACUACAGGGACCUCCCGGUGAAAGAGGACCUCAAGGACCACCAGGCAAAGAUGGAUCCCCAGGCGAAGAUGGCGAGCCCGGUCCAGCAGGCGCGGUGGGUCAAACUGGACCUAGAGGUGCUCCGGGAGUCCCUGGCAUCCAGGGUCUAAAAGGGCAUCGCGGUUUCGACGGCAAGGACGGCGCUAAGGGCGACCAAGGACUUCCAGGCGAAAAGGGACCUACGGGUUUGCCUGGACAAAUGGGGCCUACAGGACCUAUUGGUCCAGUGGGUCCUCGAGGUGAGCGUGGUCGCGAGGGAUCCCCCGGAGCCCCCGGCAUGCGCGGAGCUGAUGGCGCUGCCGGUCCACCGGGACCUGUGGGCAAUGUUGGUAAACCAGGCGCCCCAGGAUUCCCAGGAACUACAGGAUUGAAAGGUGAACAAGGAUCCGUGGGGCCUAAAGGCAGUCAAGGGGUGCAAGGAGUGCGUGGUGAGGCUGGCAGACCAGGUCAGCCGGGAGACGUCGGUGCGCCCGGAAUUGCUGGCAGAGAUGGCAUCCCAGGAGAGAAAGGUGUCCAAGGUCAACCUGGAGCAACAGGACCGCAAGGAUUUCCUGGACCUAGAGGAACUCCUGGCGUGGCUGGUGAUCCUGGAGUUCCGGGGACUAAAGGAAUGCCUGGUCAACCGGGUGAAAGAGGUCUUAAAGGAGACAGCGGACCACGCGGAGAAAGCGGUUCCCCCGGUCCUAGAGGUCUACCUGGCACAGUCGGACCCGAAGGCAAACGCGGGAAGAGAGGUUUGCGAGGACCUGCGGGUAACGUUGGACCUCAAGGCGAGAGGGGCUUACAAGGAAUGAGGGGUUUACCAGGAUCGGAUGGUCCGAUGGGGGUUAAAGGUCAACCGGGAGAAAGAGGAGGUGUGGGUUUAUCUGGAUCUAAAGGAAGCACUGGAGAUCCUGGAAGACCUGGGCUACAAGGACUACAAGGACCUAGAGGUGCAAUAGGCAGGCCUGGUAUCGCUGGCAAGACGGGACCUCCUGGUGAAAGAGGCAUCCCUGGCGCUGAUGGACGGCCAGGCGAGCAAGGACCUCAAGGACUGCAGGGCCCACCCGGACUGACUGGCAGUCCUGGAGACAGAGGCUUACAGGGCGAACCGGGUAAAGAUGGCGACCCUGGUCAAGCGGGGCCACAGGGACCUAAAGGCGACCCUGGACGUGAUGGCAGUCCGGGUAUCCAGGGACAACAAGGACCUUCAGGCCCCUCUGGAGAUAGGGGACCUCCUGGACCUUCUGGUCCGACUGGAUUUCCAGGUAUGCCCGGCGCAGCUGGUCUACCAGGAUCCCCGGGUAAAGAUGGCGAGCCAGGCGUGGCUGGACCGGCCGGGCCGCCCGGACAGGCGGGGCCUCGUGGUGAACGCGGCUUCCUAGGCGAGCGGGGACAACCGGGGCCACAGGGGUCUCCGGGGGAGAAAGGCGAUGCUGGGUCGCAGGGAUCUGAAGGCCCACCGGGUCCAGAAGGACCUCGAGGAGCUAAGGGUCACCCUGGGCCCCUUGGGGCUAUGGGAAUGCCUGGGCCUCGUGGUUUAACUGGUCCAUCUGGCGAGAAGGGAGAACGGGGCGCAUCCGGACCUACUGGCAACGAUGGACCUCCAGGUCGUCAAGGUGAACAAGGCCCCCAAGGUCCCGUAGGUCCUGCGGGGCCUCCAGGCGAGCCCGCCGAGCGAGGUGAACCGGGAGCCCCCGGAGUGCCGGGAGAGGCCGGUGCGCCAGGCUCCCCGGGAGAACGAGGUCAGCCAGGCCUGCAGGGAUCGCCGGGGUUGCCAGGAUCGCCGGGCCUCACGGGCAUGCCAGGAUUGAAGGGCGACAGAGGUUACGCUGGGGCCAAAGGUCAACAAGGUUCCCCCGGGAGUCCAGGUAUCGCUGGAGAACCAGGUCUUCGCGGUUUACCAGGGUUGGCGGGGGCGAAAGGUGCUCGCGGUGAGCAAGGGCACAAGGGGGAAGUUGGACACGCUGGGUUACCGGGCCGCCCCGGUGAAGUUGGGCCUCCGGGUCCACAAGGCAGUACUGGUCCGGCUGGCGCUCCAGGCAUACCAGGCGCUAAGGGAUCCGCCGGUGACACUGGUAGGCCCGGACCUGCCGGUCCUCAAGGAAAUACUGGACCCUCAGGUCCGGAGGGACCUAAAGGAGAACGAGGAAGCGAAGGCGAGCAAGGUCCACAGGGUUUGAGCGGACCUCCAGGCCCUGCUGGUGAAAGGGGCCCUAGUGGUAUGCCUGGAAUGGGCGGACCGCCUGGGCCGCAAGGAUUGCGAGGAACUCAGGGCGAAACAGGCGCUCCGGGUAAACCAGGAGCUGAUGGUGCUCCGGGACCAGUAGGAUCUCCAGGGUUACAAGGACCUCCCGGACCCAUGGGUGAAAUGGGACCUGAAGGGCGAGCGGGAAAGCAAGGUCAGCCGGGUAUACCUGGCAGACCUGGAGAUAAGGGACCUCAGGGUCAACCUGGAAUUUCAGGUCCGAGUGGACCUCCUGGACAAAUGGGCCCCCCAGGACCUGCGGGUCCUACCGGACCUGCCGGGGAACGCGGACAGCGUGGUGAAACAGGUCUUCCGGGGGCAGAUGGACCUCCCGGACCUGCGGGAAAACAAGGACCUGCAGGGUUGGACGGAGCUAAAGGUGAAAGAGGGGAGGCAGGAGGUGAUGGGGCUAAAGGUCACGCAGGAUUGCCAGGAUUGCCUGGUCUCAUGGGAGCCCCCGGUAGACAAGGAGAAAGGGGACUGCCUGGACCUAGUGGGAUGCCUGGAAAAGAUGGGGAGCCUGGUUCUAGAGGUCCACCCGGUCGCGACGGUAGCCCCGGUCCGCAAGGUCCGCCCGGUCCCCCCGGAGCGCGAGGCCCCGCCGGAGACGCGGGUCGUCAUGGGGCCCCCGGCCCGGCUGGACCUCCCGGCCCCCCCGGACCUCCCGGGGAGGGACUCGCCUAUGAUGCUGCUGCUAUCGCUGCUAUGUUACAACAAGGUUCAGUAAAAGGUCCAGAUCCAUUAGGAGACGACCCCAACAUGCCAGCACGAUUCUUCAAGGAAGAUAUGACUCCAGCUGAACGCAAGGAAAUCGUGAUGAAAGCGUACGAACGACUGAAGGUCUCAUUGGACAAAUUCCUCAAACCUGAUGGCUCUAAGGAAGCUCCGGCGAAGACCUGUGGUGACAUCAAGUAUCACCAUCCGACCUUUAAGAGCGGUCAAUUCUGGGUGGAUCCGAACGGCGGUGACGCCAACGACGCAAUUUUGGUACAUUGCGACCUUGACGUCGGAGCGACUUGCAUCUAUCCAAAACCCAUGCAGUCGCAGGACAUCACGUACCGAGGACGGGACAAGGAGGCUUGGCUGAGCGAGAUGGAAGAAGGAUUUACCAUCACCUACAAAGCGGACCACACCCAGCUGACCUACCUGCAGCUCAUGUCGACGUCAGCUGUCCAGAACGUCACCUUCCACUGCAAGAACACUGUCGGCUACUUCGACCCCGGCUCCAACAACUAUCGGCGAGGCUUGAAGCUGCUGGCUUAUAAUGACGCGGAGAUCCUGCCCAGGGCCAAUAACAGGCUCAGAUAUAAGGCUCUGCUGGAUGAAUGUCAGUACAAGAAGCAAGACUGGGCCCAAACGAUAGUGCAGUAUGAGACAGACAAAGCUGCUCGCCUGCCCGUCCUGGAUGUCGGCGUGCGCGAUGUCGGCAGACCUAACCAGAUGUUCAGGAUUGAACUUGGUCUCGCCUGCUUUAGGUAAACCACCCAGAAGAUAGGAGAUAGCACAUAAUUAAAAAAAAUAUAUUCUUGUUAAAGUGCGUCUCAUUUUGGUACCGCAUUUUUUAAAAAUGUACAUUGUUAUGCGAAUCGAUUGGACUAUUGAUUUGUAGUAAACACCGGAAUCGAUUUUGGAGUCUUCAAAACUAAAAUAAAGUAAACGUGUACCGCUCUAGCCCAAGUUUUCGUUUACAAUUAAGUGAGCCCUUAUUUCGUAAUAGGAUAUUGAAUGAAUGAAAAGAAAUUACUUAAUAAGCGACAUAACAUAAAAGAAACAUAACCAUAACCUAAUGCUUUGUUUUGUACUGAUAACUUUAAACUUUCAGGAAUACCCACAUAUCGUAGGUAUAAUGCCAUCUAGCGAAAAAAUUACGAAAUAUUUUUUUAAGAGAUUUUAUAUUCGAUUUAGUCAUUUUAAGAACCAAAGUUAACUUAGUAUAAGCUUAGAUCUGUUUACGUUAAAGUGUAAUUUUACAAGUAAUAUUGUAGUUGUAAGUGCAAUUUGAUACUCUCUAGAAGUAAAUGUUUCUAAAAGUAUUGUUCAACAUUCCGAUGGGCGAAUGUUUGAAUUACAUACACACUAGUUUUAGUCAAAUAUACACUUUUUGAACUCUUAAGUAUUUUUGCCAAAAUGUGCAUUUAAGUAUUAAUUAAAUAAAAUAUAAUUAAGGAUAGUUUUAAAAGUCAAAAUGUAAAGGUAUAAGAAAUACGUAUUUACAAGAAAAAAUAACGUCGAAUAAAAUUUUGUAAGAGCCAAUUUA
Messenger RNA from Pectinophora gossypiella (pink bollworm), 5376 nucleotides. Its product is annotated as fibril-forming collagen alpha chain-like. The transcript is spliced from 26 exons. Gene Ontology annotation, molecular function: extracellular matrix structural constituent. The record is from RefSeq and is a predicted model, not a curated record. NCBI's taxonomy places the organism in Eukaryota, Metazoa, Arthropoda, Insecta, Lepidoptera, Gelechiidae. The coding region runs from base 69 to 4598 and encodes 1509 amino acids.